Rhagoletis zephyria (snowberry fruit fly) is the source of this 1917-nucleotide messenger RNA. RefSeq names its product juvenile hormone esterase-like. The record is from RefSeq and is a predicted model, not a curated record. NCBI's taxonomy places the organism in Eukaryota, Metazoa, Arthropoda, Insecta, Diptera, Tephritidae.
UUAUCAGUUUGCCACUAAAUUCGAGAACAUAAAACUCAGUUUAUUGUCAACGCUGUCAACGUCAACAACUGUUCACAGCGUGCAUUUUAUUUCUCACUCUCUCCCUCACUGCUUUUAUUUAUACGCACUUCGGCAUACUAUCGAUAUGAUUGCAAUAAAAGUUCUAAUAUUCUUGAAUUUAUUUUAUUGCUUUGCGUCAAUUAAUAGCCAAGCAGGCGCAAGCUCAACAGCACCAGCAGUAGAUGGGGCUAUUAAAAUUCAAUUUGUCGACGAGCAGGGAAAAAUUACAGUGGAAGGCGUAAGAAAUAAGAGCUGGACUGGUGAUGAAUACUUUGCGUUUCGUGGCAUACCUUACGUGAAGCCGCCAAUUGGAGAAUUGAGAUUUAAGGAUCCGCAACCACUUGAUGAGCUACCAUCAUUGAUAAAUGCACGUCAGGAUGGACACGACUGUCCCUCUAUCUACGCCACAAACGCAUCAGAGAAUUGCCUCACGCUGAAUAUUUAUACGCCAAGUACCAUUGCAACCGCCUCCUUGCCAGUUCUCCUCUUCAUUCAUCCGGGUGGGCUUUAUAUCGGAUCGUCGCUGAGUACCUUAAUUAGCCCCACUUAUCUGCUUUCCAAACCCAUGGUUGUUGUAACAUUCAACUACCGUCUCGGCACACUCGGCUUCCUUCAGCUUGGCACACGCGAAAUACCCGGUAAUGCCGGCUUUAAAGACCAAGUACACGCGCUACGUUGGGUAGCAAAGUACAUACAGCACUUUGGAGGCAACCCCAAAGACGUCACACUAAUGGGUUACAGCGCUGGUGCAUUGAGUGUCAGCUUGCAUCUGGUAUCGCCCAUGUCGCAGGGUCUUUUCCACAAAGCGAUCAUAAUGAGUGGCUCAUUGCCACCACAAACGCCACUGCCGCAGCGAGCACAAUUGGAACUAAUGCGUAAACAAGCGCGCGCGCUGAAUUGCAGCGAGGUAGUGGAGGGGGAAGCAGAGAUUUUAAAUUGUUUGCAGAAAUUUAGCGGUAAUGAAAUUGCUGCCACACUACGACGCCUCUUCACAUUCGGCAAGGAUAAUCCCAUUUAUAUUUAUCUGCCUGUGAUUGAAAAUGAUUUUGGUCAAGCACGUUUUCUCACGGAAACGCCUAUGGAGAGUUUGCAACGCGGCGCGUUUGCUAAGGUGCCUAUUUUGUUGGGUUUUACGAAUGGUGAAUUUUGUCAAUCUGCUGUGGAUAUCGUAAGAAAUGAACGAUUAAGGCAUCGGUUUUAUGAAGAGUUUGAACAGUUGGCACCUGAAAUAUUUAUGUAUGCAGGUCACAAAGGCAAUUUGAGUGAAGCUAGCGUGACACUUAGAGAUUAUUACUUGCCUCGUUUUAGUGGAUUGGAAUCGAGCGACAUAGCACGGCUGUGCGACUUCUUUUCAGAUGCAAUUAUACGCUUCGGUGCUCAACGUUUGGCGGAGUUAGCCGCUCCACAUACAAAAGUUUUUCCCUACAGCUUUGAAUUCAGAGGAGAGUUUAGUAAUCUGGACUAUAAUGUGAAACCAGCACGCGUUGAACACAUGGAUGAUCUGAUGUAUUUAUUCGAAAUGCCCGCCAGUUCCUUUAAACAUUCCGUGUCAAAUGCAGCAAUGAUACGACAGUACACAAAAUUUAUAUAUGAUUUUGUGAAAAAGGGCUCUCUACUUAUUGGACAACUGCCGACAUAUCCUACCGGGUAUACUAAAAUUUACAGAACUUUGGAGUUCCAGCCGGGAACUUUUCUUGCCAAUGAUACCUAUGAUAUGUGGAAGCGUCUGUUUUUGUAUGUAGAAUGAUUACAAACAAUUAAAUAUAAGAAGAAAAAAUAAAUAAAAAUGCUGAAGUUACUUUUUACGACUGCUCGUUCAACUUUUAAAAUAAAAUAGUAUGCAUAAAUUUUAUUUUC